Molecule: messenger RNA, 4599 nt
Organism: Microtus oregoni (creeping vole)
Lineage: Eukaryota; Metazoa; Chordata; Mammalia; Rodentia; Cricetidae
Gene: Sowahc
Product: sosondowah ankyrin repeat domain family member C
Exons: 1
Coding region: 151-1686 (511 amino acids)
Molecular function (GO): protein binding
Source: RefSeq, a predicted model, not a curated record
CACAGCCCCAGUAAGGCGGUGUCAGCGCUCGCGGGACGGGCUCUAAAGCUGGCUUCGCGUGCACCCAGUCGCUCUCUCUCCCGGUUCUCCGGACGCGCGGCUAUGCUGUCGGGCUGAACCCGUCCCGGGGCCGAGGAGCUGAGCUGCGGGAUGGAGCCGAGCUCUGAGGCGAUCGUGCGCUUUCUCACCGAGCGCGGGGGCCGGGCCCGACACUCAGAAUUGGUGCAACACUUCAGGGACGCCCUGGGCGGCCCCCGGGAGCAGCGCACCCGCGCCCGCGAACACUUCAAGGAUCUGGUCAACGCGGUGGCCACCGUGCGCACCGAUCCCGCGGAUGGGACCAAGUACGUGCAUCUCAAGAAGAGGUUCUGUGCAGGGGGGUCCCCUCCGCUUGAGGCCUCACUCCCCCGUGAUCCACCGCGUAUCGAGGUGACUGAAGAGCCUGAAGUCCCGGACUUUCCAGCCGAGCCAUGCGAGGGCAGCCAGCUCCAAGUGGGGGCGGAUCCACAGUUGUCUCUCGGCCCGGGAGGCGAACUCAGCGACCAGGAGCUUCCGAUCCCUGCUCAAAGUGGGGCCCCGUCUAAGGACUUGCCACAGGAGGUCCAGGCCGUGUCCUGGGCGUCAGUCCCCGGGCCUGGAGAGAACCUGAAACUCCCUGCACACGGCGGUGAGGAAGCUGAAGGGGGCAGUUCCCUUAGUGCGCCAAAUACACCGAGGUCGGCCCGUCAGAACUUUCGGGACCUGUUGAUGGGCAGCUCCCCUCAACUCAAGAGGAGCGUGUGUCCCGGGGACGGUAACUCCGUAGGAGGUCGCAGCAGAGGAGGGGGCGACUCCGAUAGCGCAUCCUUGGCUUCGUCAUCCGCCGAAGAGGAGAGCAGCGGUGGGGGCUCGGUGACGCUGGAUCCUCUGGAGCACGCCUGGAUGCUCUCGGCUUCGGAGGGCAAGUGGGACAGCCUAGAAGGGCUGCUCACUUGUGAGCCUGGCCUGCUGUCGAAGCGAGACUUCAUCACCGGUUUCACCUGUCUCCACUGGGCCGCCAAGCACGGCAGGCAGGAGCUCCUGGCCAUGUUGGUCAACUUUGCCAGCAAACACCAGCUGCCAGUGAACAUUAAUGCCAGGUCGAGCGGAGGCUACACGGCCCUGCAUUUGGCAGCCAUGCACGGGCACGUAGAGGUGGUGAAGUUACUCGUGGGGGCCUACGACGCAGAUGUGGACAUCAGGGACUACAGCGGGAGAAAGGCCUCUCAGUACCUGAGUGAGAGCAUCGCAGAAGAGAUCAAGAACCUGGUAGGCGUCAUGGACGAAGAUGAUGGGGACAGUACUACCGGCCGCGGGAGUGGGCGCUGGAGACUUUCAAAGGUGCUCCCGUCACACCUCAUCACUUACAAACUCUCCCAGGGCGUGGAAGAUGGCACCGAACAUCACCACCACCACCACCACCACCACGUCGCCGAGGCCGGGAGCAAGGCGAAAGAUUCAGGUCGCAAAGCCUUGGGGAGCUCCAGCGGACGGUUAAAACCACGGCUCAACAAAAUCCGAUUCCGAACCCAGAUCAUUCACACCACUCCCUCAUUCAAGGACACCGAGCAACCACUGGAGGAGGGCGAAGAGGAGGAAGAGGAAAGGUCCCUUAAGGGCCACUCAUCUUCCUUCAAACUGAGACCGAAGUCCAAUGUAUUUGGGUAAAAAAAAAAAAAACAAAAUAAUUCCUGCUAGAAAUGCUAAGGUUUAGUUUUCUUCCAGGUAGACUAAUACUGGCAGUGAAUAAGAAAGUGGAACCCGAAAAGACAGCAUAAAUUAGCAUUGUAACUUGCAGACUUGGGGUGGAUCUGUAGUAAUCCUUCCCGGAUAGCAUUCUGGGGCAAGAGAACGUCUGGAAUGAUUCAUGAUGCAAUGAUUUGUGCCUCUUCCCCCACCCCACCCUUGUAACCAGGAACGUGUGAGAACUGGGAUUGAUUGGUGACUAAGAGCCCCUUGCUGUCACCAUUACUAGACACCAUGCACAGUAAGGACUAUCAAGUAUGUUUUCCUGAGUGACUCGUAGGACGUCAGAAAAGGCAAACUGUGUGCGAACCUGGUCAUGGUUGUAAGUGAACAAACCUGCAGGCUGCCCUGGUUUUCUGCUGUUUGCACUUGCUCCUUACGGUGCUAGCAAAGGCCCAGGUCAGAGUGGAAAUGUGAAAUACAAAUGAGAACUAUGUGAAUCGAGAUGGGAAACUUGUAAGUAGCAGUUCCCAUUUUUUUUUUUGAAACAAGCAAUUUCAGUUUUAAUCACUGAACUGAAGAAAUAAGCAGCAUUUGCUUUUGAGUUACUGUAAUCUGGUUUGUGCCUAUAUAGGAUUGUCCCUAUAUAACACUAUUCAGUAUACGGUACAUUAUUAAUCGCAUUUUUUUACAUAAAUAGAAGAACACUUAACAGCCUAUGGUACUUUUUUUUAAAUAUGUGUCUUAAUUAUCACUAACUUGUUUUGCUUCUCUGAAAUUCUACCCGUUCUGAGGUUUGUACUCUAGGGUUUCUUUUUGAUGAAGCUUACAAUACUUAGACUGAUUUACUUAUUACUUAACAAGGCUUUUCUUGUUUAGAAAGUAGCAGAAAUCAGCGUAAGUAUUAAUAGCCUAUGCUUCUGUGAAGUAGUUAUUAAAUCAACUUAAUACGGUUCUCAUAUAAGAGACAUUUAAUUUUAUUAGUACAUUCAUAAUCUCUAUGCUUCGUAGCAAUAUUUUACAAAUGUUCAAAUUCUUUCACUUGAUUUUUUUUUUUAUCUACUCAAAGAGGUAUGGUGUAAUUACUGAAAAGCUAAAUAGUUUGCCCAUUUAGAAAUGGGCAAGUUUAGUAUACUUUAUAAAAGGAAAAAGAAAUGGAACCAUUUCUGUAUUUCGAUGCUGCUAGCUAUUACAUUUCCUUAUAUAAAUGAAAAAAUGCUAUUCCUUAAAAUUAAACACUUUUAUAACUGUGAUCCUUAAUUACAUUCCAUUCAUUUGUGUUAGAGUAAAUGGCUUUAUAAUUACUUUAAAAUUUAACUCACAAAUGUAUUAAAUCUUGUAACAGGAUUAGAAAUUUCUGUUGGAGACGGAUUUGGCCGUCCUUCUCUCUUAGUCUUUCUGGUCUGAUUGCUGAGACCUAAGUUGUUACAGUCUACAGGAUAGAAGAGGGAGUGAGCAGCCAGGCCCACAGAGUGAAGGAGACUACUCAGUGUACAGAGCUGCAACAUUUUGUUAUUAACUAACUUUUCAAAGUCAUAGAAAUUCCUAACAGGUUUGUCACCUCUCUCUCAAGAUAGCAGCUAAAGCUGCUUAAAUAUGAGUUGAAGAUGCUCACAUGAAAUGUGUAAGUUGUGGCUAAGGAGACGGAUGCUCAGUGGGUAUGAGCACGUGUCCGGCAAGCAUAAGGGCAUGUGUUUGGAUCCCCAGCACCCAUAUAAAAGGCUAGGUAUAGGGUUGAGGGUGCCUGUAAGCCAGCAUGGGGAGGUGAGACAGGCAGAUCCUGAGAGCCCAGGGGCCAGCCAGCUUACCCGAAACAGUGACUUCUGGUUCAGGGAAAGAACGUCUCAAGAAAAUAAGGAAGGCAUAGAGGAAGUCUCCUGACAGUCCACUCUGGCCUCAGAAUAAGCACACAUGGGUGCUCCCAAACACUCUUGUGCCUACACUACACACACACAUAAGUUGUUAUCCACUUAUGUGCCUUUAUCUUUGUUUUAGGAUUUAAGAAGUAGUUCUAUACAUUGAUAAGCACUUUCUGUAUAUAUGAGUGAAAAGUCAGUGUAAAAAGCAGUCACGUGUUCAUGUAUAAACAUUCACUAUAUCUAGUGCAGAAUAAGCUUACAAUUCCCAUCGUGGACUUUUAAUUUCCAUUUAAGGCAGCUAUACAAGUAGAUGUUUCAGAACUACACGAAGGUUCUAUUGAACAGUCAUUAUUAAUCCCUCCACAUGUGUUAACUUUCUUUUCACACUAAAAGUUUAAAGCUAUAAAGCAUUUAAAUUUCCUGGAGUCAUUCCUAGGCUGGCCUGAAAACUCAGCAGAUAAAAGUGGUUGUCUUACAAGCUUGAAGACCUGAGUUUGACCCUAGAAUCCACAAUGGAAGGAGAGAACUCAGUCCUGAAAAUUGUCCUCCAACCUCCAGUUGUGUGUCAUGGCAUAUACAUUCCCGUACUCAAGUAACUGUUAUAUGCACAAACACAAAAUAAAUUUAAACUUUAAAAACACAAAACAGAGGGAACUCCUAGGAUUCCUUGUCAUGAUGUACUUUGUACAGUAACAUUUUAAGCUACUUCAUUCCUCUUACUUUUUAAUUUCCAAAUCAAAAGUAGAAAAAAAUGAUUUGUAGAAUUUGAUAAUUAUCAUGAAGUUGUGUCUCCCAAUAGUGGCAAUACAUUGAAAUACAGGCAUCUAUUAACCAGAGACUGUACUUUAAAAACGAGUUUGUUCUUGUGUCUUCCAGGUACGCUUGUAUAGUAUAUAAAAUGCAGGUAAUGUGGUACUAGUUCAUUCACACCUGAGAUAUUGUAAUGUGAUGUUUUGUCUUUUGCUUUUUAAGUAGGUCAAAGCUUGUGAGUUUCAGAAUCUGUAAGUUUUGUCAAAAUAAAAUGUUCAUAGUAGAA